Molecule: messenger RNA, 1836 nt
Organism: Penicillium brevicompactum
Lineage: Eukaryota; Fungi; Ascomycota; Eurotiomycetes; Eurotiales; Aspergillaceae
Exons: 3
Coding region: 1-1836 (611 amino acids)
Source: RefSeq, a predicted model, not a curated record
AUGGCCCUGUCUUAUCCGGAGGGUGAGUGUUUCUUCAAGCGCUCUGGCUUGGAAACAACUUACUACGAUUCCAAUAACACUCAUCAAUUCUAUGGCCACUUUCUGCUGGAAUACAUAUGGAAUAAGCCUUCCUUUCAUGGAAGCGACGCUAAGCCAGAAGGCUAUCAUCGCCGCUCAGGGUACAAAGUGGUCAAAGGCAGUCUAUGGAACACAAACUAUGGUGCAUGGACUCAAAUGUUCGUCAUGUACGGAAAACACCCUUAUUCGGACUAUGCGGACCCGGAUCAAUACCGGGUCGCAGAGCACAACCUGUGUACCUCUGGAAAUCGAUUUCGAGACCAGGAAAAGGGUGGAUCUUUGGAGUCCUUCUUCAUGGUGCUGCCUAUGCCGAAAUUGUCUGAUGCGGAAGAGUGGCUUCUUAUUGAUCGGACUGCUCAUAUUCGGGCAAUCUACAUCCCCGUUGCCCAACAAACGUCGGAAGAACAUCCCGAGCUGUGCACAUUCCUGAACGUGAAUUUUGCAACUGGUCGAGAAAUUCGCAUUCUAAGUCACCAUUACAAGGCGGAACAUGACCUUCCAGGUUCAUACAGUGUUACCGAUGGUACCUGGGAAACGGUGAGAACAGAGGUUGCCCUCGGACUACACUCUGAUGCAAAUUGGACCCUGGCGAUCAACAUUCCGCAUUUGGUGAAUCUACUGUCGGUGCCGCGAUUUCUGCGAAAGCAUAACGUGUUUUCAUCUAAAACCAUUCGAAUGGUUGAUCAACUCUGUGUUUCUACGAAGGGAAAUGUUCAAAAAUUCUCUGACGGCGCCGACAUAGAUUGGACCACGAUUGUCAACGCAAAUUUCGGCCUAACGGUUCAAUGGGCUCCCCCGAUCCGAAACAGUGUGACGAUCGCCGCAGGAUUCAUGCCAAUCGUUGGGCCGAUUGCAGCGGUCGCCUUCCCUUUGGUUUUCACGGCUAUAACCGACCCAGCAAGCUUCGAAGCUACACUUCGAAGUACCAUACCGCAGCUUGACUUGGCAAAGCAUAUCGAAUACCAGCUUCAAAAAAGCACUCAGGAUCAACGAAGCUAUUUAUCUGAUAGCUGGAGAAAGUCAAUUCAGGGUGGAGGGGGGCUGUUCCUUCCACCAACAAAAGUCCCAGGCACUAGCGACACUACAUCUUCUCGGUCAAUUCCAGUGCCACAAGUGGUGAAACCAAAGCCCACAAUACCACCAGCUCCAGUACCCGAAGUGAAGAAACCUUCCCAGCCCAAGACAAGAUCCAAGCUCACGGAAGGAGAUUUCAAAGAGUUGUUUGCCACCAAGCAAGUGAUACGCAAUUAUGUACAAGACACUCAAUCCGAAGAUAUCAUAACUCAGGCCGAGGAAAGUGAUAUGCCUCCGGGUCCACCGCAAAGAAUAACAAUUCUCGAUCACGACUAUCCGCGAGAAGAUUUGAUUCUAGGAGAUUCAUUCGUGGAACAGAAAUACCCGGUCUUGGAAACCGUGGAGAACGAACCUCUCAGUGAUUUAGUCACAAGCGCCCAAUUCCAAUUGGCCGAUCAGAUCUUCCAUCGCUCGGAUGAAGAGUCCACUUCUACCUUCAACGCAACGGAUUCCACGAAUGACCCACCGGAGGAAGUGAUUGACGAGCUAUUUCCAGAAAAUCCACUUGUUUCGGACACAAGUAUCCCGGAGAAUGACUAUCAUUGGAUGGAGAAUUAUCUUUAUGAUCUAUGGUUUGGAUCAGAGGAGCAAACAGACGAGACCGAGGUUGACUUGGACCCGGAACAGGGGACUGAAAUGGAGCAAGAGGCUGAAGAGGAGUCCGGCUAUGGAUCUCAAACAUGA